AUGUUGAUGUCAUCUUUAGAGACAGAGAAAACAUCCAAGGAUAUAUUUCCUAGUGAAACACAUCGUGCAGCAAUUGAUUCCACUGGACGAGUCGGUUCACUGUAUGAUGGAUAUCGAGAUUGUAUUCUGCAGAGAUUAGAAUUUCAUAAAAUAGAAGAAACAUUUAACAUAAGUGAACCGAGACAAUGCGAAGUAAUACAUGGUCAACAUGAUCGCAAUCCAAAUAUUUUGAAAAUAAUGCGUAUUGAAGAAGAAUUAAGAUUAAGCUUAUUAUUGAAUAUGUCAAAAAAAUCUGGAACAGACACAAUGAUUGAUUAUUGUCAACCCAUCAAUGAAUAUACCCGUUUCAUUCAAUAUUCUUCUGUAAAACGAGAAGAAAAACUUCCUGACAAUCCUGCAAAUAUUAAAGUUGUCAAUAGAUUACCACCAUUUUCCACUGCUGCCACUCAUAUUAUUACAAAAGUAUAUUUUGGAGUUAGUUUCACUGUCAUUUUACAAUUGCCAAAUGUUCCGAACGCAGUUGCAGCGAUUGAUAAAGUACUUACAACACUUUGUAACCGUUUACAAAAUCAUCAGAGCGCUUACCUAUUAACCACAUAUGAAAAAAAUAUCUUAGAAAAAAUAGUACACACAAAAGUCUAUUCAAAUAUAUCCCAUUUCAGAAAUCUUACUAAGAUCUGGGAUGUUUGUUGUUUGAUACAACAAAACCAAUGUUAUCUUGCCAAUUAUCCAAUAUCUUACACUCUUCGCUCCAUGAAAGAGUUCUUUCCUGAAUAUCAUGGAGAAAAUGCACAGUUCAAUAUUCUACCUGAAGAGUUCAAUGAAGCUAUCGAAAAUUAUGUAUUUCAAAUAACAGUUAGUAUGAGAACAUUAGAAAAUUCUAUGACACGGGACAUGCCAAACUUCUUAUGUGAGCAUUUGAAACGACAAUUUAAUAACAUUGAAACACAAUGGCUGGAUGUGAAAAAGAAAUUUACAAAUGAAAUAGAACGACUUUCAAAACUAGUUGUUGAAAAUCGAAGUAGUAGAACUAACAACUUCACGACCCAUAAUAGACUUUACAAUAAUGAACAAAUGAUGAUGCAAACCAGAAUUUACACAGGCGAAGGUUUCAAUAUUUGA
Molecule: messenger RNA, 1122 nt
Organism: Rotaria sp. Silwood1
Lineage: Eukaryota; Metazoa; Rotifera; Eurotatoria; Philodinida; Philodinidae
Source: the annotation of a GenBank genome assembly